Molecule: messenger RNA, 1282 nt
Organism: Jatropha curcas
Lineage: Eukaryota; Viridiplantae; Streptophyta; Magnoliopsida; Malpighiales; Euphorbiaceae
Product: scopoletin 8-hydroxylase
Source: RefSeq, a predicted model, not a curated record
AUUACUUCAUCUCCUUUUUUCUUAUACAAUAAUGGCUCCGAGCUUUUCUGAUAGAGACUCACUUUUCAAUUUUGUAGUCCGAGACGGAAAUGGAGUUAAGGGGAUGGUGGAUUUAGGCCUAACAAAAGUACCACAACAAUAUGUUCAACCCCAAGAAGAAAGAAUAGACAAACGAAACGCAACCCUUAAUGAUAACUCACCAAUUGAUUUGUCAAAACUAGAUGGUCCUGACCAUAACCAUGUGGUUGAAGAAAUUUCUAGAGCCGCUGAGACUCUAGGGUUCUUCCAAGUGAUUAACCAUGGCGUGCCCUUGGAGCUGCUCGAGUCCUUGAAGGUUGCAGCUCAUAGUUUCUUUAGCCAAACACCUGAAAAGAAGGCUGCCUAUCGCAAGGGCGUUAGCCCUAGCCCGUUGGUUAAGUAUGGCACCAGUUUUGUUCCAGAGAAAGAGAAGGCAUUAGAGUGGAAAGAUUAUAUUAGUAUGAUCUAUACUAAUGACGAUGAGGCCCUUCAAGUUUGGCCUAAAGAAUGCAAGGAAGUUGCACUCGAAUAUCUAAGAACAUCGAUCAAGAUGGUUAGAAAAUUACUUGAAGUUCUAAUUGAAAAGCUGGGAGUGAAAUUGGAUGAUUCAAAAAUAGAUGCAUUGAUUGGGAUGAAAAUGGUGAACAUGAAUUUCUAUCCAACGUGUCCAAAUCCAGAGCUAACUGUUGGGGUGGGUCGCCACUCCGACAUGGGUACUCUAACUGUGUUAUUGCAGGAUGAAAUUGGAGGUCUAUACGUGAAAUUGGAAGAUAACGUAGAUGGGAAGGAUAAAGGAGAAUGGAUAGAGAUCCCACCGGUUACCGGUGCUUUGGUCAUCAAUGUCGGUGACACAUUACAGAUUCUGAGCAAUGGAAGGUACAAAAGCGCAGAACAUAGAGUGCGAACAACAAGCCUCCAAUCAAGAGUGUCGGUACCAAUUUUUACCAUCCCAAAACCAACAGAAAAGAUUGCACCGUUUGCUGAAUUGGUGGAGCGCGACGGCGUAGCUCUUUACAGAGAGGUUGUGUUUGGAGAUUAUAUGAAUAAUUUCUUCGGUAAUGCUCAUGAAGGAAAAAAGUCUCUUGAUUUUGCUCGAAUCAAUUAGUUUUCUUUUACUUUGUCAACGCUUAAUUUGUUCUACUUCUACUUUUGGUAGAAAAUAAAUAUUUUUCAAAAUUUUAAUGUCAUAAUCUGUGAUUUUAUGUUAUUUAAUACCUGGAUUAUGAAUGAAACAUUGGUGUAAAGUCGUACUCUAUAUAUGAAA